Molecule: messenger RNA, 537 nt
Organism: Plasmodium falciparum 3D7
Lineage: Eukaryota; Apicomplexa; Aconoidasida; Haemosporida; Plasmodiidae
Gene: SET5
Product: histone-lysine N-methyltransferase SET5
Biological process (GO): chromatin remodeling
Molecular function (GO): histone H3K37 methyltransferase activity
Source: RefSeq, a predicted model, not a curated record
AUGAUUCUGUUCAAACGAAAUUUUCAUAAUUAUUUCGCAAAUAAUUUUAUUAAGGAUUUAUUUAAAAAAAGUCAGCAUAUAUCAUUUAAUGAUAUACAAAAGAAAAUAUAUAUAGGAAAAUCCUCUCUUGGUGGUUUAGGUGUUUUCUCCUUAGAAGGUAUAAAGAAAAAUGAAAUUAUUGAAAUAUGUCCAACUGUAUCAAUAUGCAAUGAAGAAAUACCAAGAAACCUCGUCGAUUAUUUAUAUGAAGGAAAAGAACCGAGUAAAAAUAAAGCAAUAGUCGAUAUUAUAAUCAAUAGGAAGAAAGAAACUUCAAAUUAUAAAUUACUACCUUUAGGGUAUGGUAUUUUAUAUAAUCAUUCUGAUAUACCAAAUGCAUAUGUAGAAAUACAUAAAAUAAAUAAAAACCAAAUAAAACAAAAGCAAGAUGUCACUGUAUCAAAUAAUGUUAUGAUUGUUUAUGCAUAUAACAAUAUACAAAAGGAUGAUGAAAUAUUAAUUUCAUAUGGACAUUCUUGGUGGAAGGUAAGUUCAUAA